Messenger RNA from Oreochromis niloticus (Nile tilapia), 1443 nucleotides. RefSeq names its product trypsin. The transcript is spliced from 5 exons. NCBI's taxonomy places the organism in Eukaryota, Metazoa, Chordata, Actinopteri, Cichliformes, Cichlidae. The record is from RefSeq and is a predicted model, not a curated record. Gene Ontology annotation, biological process: proteolysis. Gene Ontology annotation, molecular function: serine-type endopeptidase activity. The coding region runs from base 595 to 1338 and encodes 247 amino acids.
CAAGCAGUCAGCAGUAAAACUGGGUCAUUGUCAUUGCUUUGUCUUCCAGCAUGACAUCGACCCAAAACAUACCAGGUCAAGAACUGCCUCCAGAAUACCAAAAGGAAUGUUACUGACUGGCCUGCACGACGCCCUGACUUUAAAAUCUGUGGGGUGAACUGAAGAUCAAGAUCCAUGCCAGAAGACCAUAAAUGUGAGAAACCUUGGUGAGAUCUGCCAAAAGUAGAAUGGUCUGGGAUUCCUCAGCAGAUAAAUGUGAGACUUGUUGAAAAAUACAUCAAAUGACUGCAGGUUGCUAUCAGCAAAAAGGAUAAAUAAUUUGUAAAAUAAUGUGAAAGGCUUUUGUGAAGAAUUUUAUUUCUGUGUGCAAAGCAGUGUGUUCCUGACUGAUGAUGCACUGUAGUUAUGAUAAGCAAGACCAUGCAAAGAUAACACAAGUUUCAAAUAUGCAAACAUACACGUAGCAAAGGAAGUGGUCAAAAGGCAAAAAAUGACAGAUGAUAAUCAUACUUGCCAACAAAGCAAACUGCUCUAUAAAAGGCUCAACCUGAGACUCCUACAGUACAAACAAAGGUUAACCAUUUUGCUGGCAUCAUGUUCGGUCUGCAGAAAUUUCUCCUCCUCCUUGUUCUGACCUGCUUUGGACAACUCUUGCAUGGGGGUGACAUCAUACAUGGAGGAAAAACCCCGGAGAGUUCAAUGCGAUAUAUGGUCUCUGUGCAAAACAACGGCGGUCAUGUGUGUGGAGGGUUUCUCAUCAGUAAUAACUUUGUGGUCACUGCCGCACACUGUUAUCAUGACCACCCCACGCAUGUUGUUCUUGGCAACCACAAUCUCAAGAAUGGCCAAGUAGUUGAGAUUCAAAAAAAAUUCGUCCAUAACAGUUACGAAAGCCCUGAGACGGGUGAUGACAUCAUGCUUCUAAAAUUGGCAACCACAAACGGUCUACACGAUGUAAUUCAACUUCCGCAUGCUGAAAUAGAUCUAACAGCAAAUGAAGUGUGCCAGGUGGCUGGAUGGGGAAAAACUAUGACUGGUGGUAAAAAUGUUGGUGAGCUGAGGGUGGUGGACGUGUCUGUCAUUAACCCGCAAGUCUGUAAGAAUCAAUGGCCUCAACUUCCUGCCAAUGUUAUCUGUGCAGGUGGAUAUGGCACAAACAAAGGAUUCUGUCAGGGUGAUUCUGGUGGUCCUCUGGUGUGCAAAGGGUUUGCUGUUGGUAUCGUUUCUUUCAACCACAACAGAAAUUGUAACUACCCAGAUAAACCCAACGUCUACACGGACAUCUCAAAAUACCUCCAAUGGAUCGACAUCAUUCUACAAAACAACAAAACAUUUUGAGUAAAAUCCCUCAAGUUUUGCUUUUCGUAUUAUUGAAAUGUCAGCAUUUCUGAUUGCUCUGUCAAUGUAGCCAAGACAGAAAUUAAAAAUAUUCCCUGCAUGAAA